AUGGGCAGUGACGAUAAAGUGAACGGAUACCUGGCCCCGGGCGGGGCCGUGUUCACCUCCAGGCUGGCCCCGCGCUGCUUUCUGGCCAAAGGGCUGUUCCUGAUCCCUCUCAGGCCUCGCUUGGAUCGUGCUAUUUCCAACUCCCUGUUCCCAAUUCUCCCCCUCUCUGCUUUCUGUGUGCACAAGGAUGCAGUGUCCUACAUCCUGAGGAUUGAGGGGAGGCCAUACACCAUCCACCUGCAGCAGCAUGCCUUUUUAUCUGAUGGUUUCCAGACUUACGUGUCCAGCGAGCAGGGGUCUUUGCAGGCUGGCUCUGCCCACGUUGAGGUAACCUGGCCUUGCUUUGGGCUGUCUGUGCUUUCGGUGUCUCUGCCCAAGGCAGCUGGUCCAGCUGGAGGCUGUCACUACUGGGGGUACAUCGAUGGCUUCCCUGGCUCGGCUGUGACCCUCAGCACCUGCUCAGGGCUCAGGGGUUUGCUGCAGUUUGAGAAUGUGAGCUACGAGAUCCAGCCCCUGGGCUACUCCCCUGCCUUCCAGCACGUGUUGUAUCGAGUGAGUGAGGAGCAGAUGGCAGAGGCCCUCCCAGCCCACAGCCCCCCCAGAGGAGGGGAGAUGUUGGACAAGGCCCACGGGGACGAUGAGCCCCUCUCGGCCGCUGCACAAUCUCCCAAAUACCUCACAGUCUACGUGGUCUUGGACAAGGCUUUGUACAACUAUAUGGGAUCAGACCCAAAUGCUGUGACACAGAAAGUAAUCCAGGCCUUCAAUUUAAUCAACAAUAUGUUUAAUCCCCUUAAUGUCACCAUUGUGCUGUCCUCCCUGGAGCUGUGGGCAGAGGGGGAUAAAAUAUCGACAGCAGGGGAUACAGAUGAUCUUCUACAGAGAUUUUUACAGUGGAAACAGCUGUCCCUGGAGCCACAGGCACACAACAUUGCUUCUCUCUUAGGGUACAGGGAGCAAGGAGCAUUCACGGCUGCAGCGGCUCCAGGAGGGGCAUGUGAGAGAGAUGCUGCUGCCACAGUGGCCCUGUACCACGGCAAGGUGACGCUGGAGUCCUUCUCCACGCUGCUGGCGCAGGGGCUGGGCCGCAGCCUGGGCAUGGACCAGGACAGCCCCCGAGGCUGCAGCUGCCCCGGGCGGGUCUGCACCAUGAGCCCCCAGGCGCUACAUUUCAGUGGGGCAAAAGCCUUCAGCAACUGCAGCUCCAGGGCCUUUGAGAGCUUCCUGAGGCGGGGCAGAGGCGCCUGCCUUUUCGGCAGCCCCCGCCUGUCCCGCCGGAGCGGAGCCCUGUGCGGCAACGGCGUGCUGGAUCCGGGCGAGCAGUGCGACUGCGGCACGGCACAGGAAUGCCUGAAGAACAGGUGCUGCACUCAAACGUGUAGACUGAAGCCAAGAGCAAGAUGUGCCUCCGGAUUAUGUUGUAGGGGUUGUCAGUUCAAGCGGAGGAACUCGGUGUGCCGCCCGGCCGCCGAUGCCCAGUGCGACCUGCCCGAGUUCUGCAGCGGCUCCUCCGCCUCCUGUCCCCCCGACGUGUUCAUUCAGGAUGGGCACGACUGCGGCCAUGGCUCUGGCUACUGCUACCAGGGACGCUGCCGCUCCUCGGACCUGCAGUGCAAGCGGCUCUACGGGAAAGAUUCAAGGAAUGCUCCCAUCAUCUGUUACGAGGAGAUUAACGGGCAGCAAGACAGGUUUGGGCACUGCGGGUUCAAGAGCAAACACAAGUACCAGCCCUGUACUUGGAGGGAUCUCAGGUGUGGGAAGUUAAUCUGCACGUACCCGUACCACAAGCCCUUCUCAUCAACUGCUGCUGCCGUCAUUUACGCCCAAGUGCGGCACCAUUUGUGCGUGUCUCUGAACUACCUGAACAUACCAGCGUGGCUGGACCCACUUCUGGUUCCCCCAGGGACAAAGUGUGGCUCUGGAAGGGUGUGUAUAAACAACACAUGUCACCCACUCUCGGAGCUGAGAAUCAACUGUGACAGCAAAGCAAACUGCCACGGCCACGGCGUGAGUGCCACGGGGCUGGGAGCGGGCAGCACGGGGGGUGUCCCCAUCCGGGACGUGAACAGGGAGCUGGAGCCGGACCUGGAGAUAAACCUGGAGCCAGACCCAGAGCUGGCCCUGGAGCUGCAGACAGACCUAGAGCGAGACACAGACCUAGAGAUGAAGACAGGCACGGACCCUGCAGCAGAGCCAGCGCUGGGGCAGCACCACGGGCGCUAA
Parus major (Great Tit) is the source of this 2223-nucleotide messenger RNA. Its product is annotated as disintegrin and metalloproteinase domain-containing protein 32-like. Gene Ontology annotation, biological process: cell adhesion; binding of sperm to zona pellucida; proteolysis. Bases 1 to 2223 code for a protein of 740 amino acids. The record is from RefSeq and is a predicted model, not a curated record. Gene Ontology annotation, molecular function: metalloendopeptidase activity. Gene Ontology annotation, cellular component: plasma membrane. The transcript is spliced from 18 exons. NCBI's taxonomy places the organism in Eukaryota, Metazoa, Chordata, Aves, Passeriformes, Paridae.